This is a messenger RNA of Erigeron canadensis, 756 nucleotides long. RefSeq names its product aquaporin SIP1-2-like. Gene Ontology annotation, biological process: transmembrane transport. Gene Ontology annotation, molecular function: water channel activity. Bases 11 to 727 code for a protein of 238 amino acids. The record is from RefSeq and is a predicted model, not a curated record. The transcript is spliced from 3 exons. Gene Ontology annotation, cellular component: membrane. Lineage: Eukaryota; Viridiplantae; Streptophyta; Magnoliopsida; Asterales; Asteraceae.
AAAGCAUAAAAUGGGGUUAGUCAAGGCAGCGAUCAGUGAUGGUGUAUUGACUUGUUUGUGGGUAUUUUGUGCUUCAUUUCUUGGUGCUGCUACUUCUGCAAUCGCAAAGGCUAUUGGCAUCCAAGGGAUGGCUUCACUACUCUUGAUUACAGUCUCACUAGUCUUUAUACUUUUGUUUAUAUUUGGUAUCGCUGCCAGUGCUUUAGGUGGUGCUAGUUUCAAUCCUACUGCAACUGCUGCCUUUUAUGCUGUUGGUCUAGGUGGUGAUUCCCUUAUCUCCACAGCAGUUCGUUUUCCUGCUCAGGCUGCUGGAGCAGUUGGUGGUGCAAUGGCAUCUCUAGAAUUUAUGCCACUGCAAUACAAACACAUGCUUGGAGGGCCGUCUCUAAAAGUCGAUAUGCAUACCGGAGCAAUGGCCGAGGGCGUGCUAACAUUCACCUGCACCACUUUUGUCCUUUACAUUAUCCUAAGGGGCCCUAAGAGCAUCCUAAUGAAAAACUUGUUGAUUUCCAUAUCAAUGGUGACGCUUGUGUGUUUUGGUAAAGGCUAUACGGGUCCUUCAAUGAAUCCUGCCAAUGCAUUUGGAUGGGCAUACGUGAAUAACCGGCACAAUACAUGGGAGCAACUUUACGUAUACUGGAUUUCUCCAUUCCUAGGGGCGAUUUCAGCAGCAUGGACUUUCCUUUUCCUCUUUCCACCUCCUCCUUCUAAGCAGAAAUCCGCCUAAAAGUAUUUAUGACCUUUGUAACCCAAGUA